Eriocheir sinensis (Chinese mitten crab) is the source of this 9814-nucleotide messenger RNA. Its product is annotated as phosphatidylinositol 4-phosphate 5-kinase type-1 alpha-like. Gene Ontology annotation, molecular function: phosphatidylinositol kinase activity. Lineage: Eukaryota; Metazoa; Arthropoda; Malacostraca; Decapoda; Varunidae. Bases 193 to 2928 code for a protein of 911 amino acids. Gene Ontology annotation, biological process: phosphatidylinositol metabolic process. The transcript has 24 exons. The record is from RefSeq and is a predicted model, not a curated record.
UGUGCAGUAGCCGCCUCCCCGCCUUCAGUGCCUCCCUCGACCCUGUGUAGGAGCCUCGGCGCUGGCCCUUCUCGCUGAUUCCCUCGCCCCCUGGCCCGUGGAAGUGUAUUAUGUAGGCCGGGACAUCGUACAGGUGGUGCAGUGCCUGACGAAGAGUGGAAAAUAACGCCGUGCCCUUACUAAUGCGUCAAAAUGGCCGAUGUGGACACCUUGAGGCCAGCGGCAGGAGACGGAGGAGCUACAGAAGAAGCCCCGGCAGAUAAGUCCAACCCAGAUGGAGGCCGGGAAACCAAGCAUCGCCCUCCGCCUGUUGAUGUGGCAGCUGCGCAAAACGUGGGUCAGGAUGGAGGCAUCAAGACCCCCACGGCGGGUGCAGCACAGACCCCACGCUCCUCGGCGGGACCCUCGCGCUACGACACCUUCAGGGACAAGGAGCGCAAGAUUGGUCACCGCCGGAUUGACGAAGGCGGCGUGGUCACAUAUAAGAAGAUCGGCACUAGUCAGUUGAUGGGGUCUAUCCAGCUGGGCAUCCAACAAGCUGUAGGGAGCCUGGCCAGUAAACCUGAUCUAGAUGUUUUAAUUCAAGACUUUUAUGUUGUAGAAACUAUAUUCUUCGCAAGCUCCGGCUCUCAAUCCACACCUGCCCAUCAGUACUCAGACUUUAGGUUCAAGGUGUAUGCUCCAAUAGCAUUUAGACACUUUAGAGAUCUGUUUAGAAUUCAGCCAGAUGACUAUCUGGUGUCUCUGUGCACGGAGCCGCUGCGGGAGCUCAGCAACCCUGGGGCCAGCGGCAGCAUCUUUUACCUCACCAACGAUGACGAGUUCAUCAUCAAGACGGUGCAGCACAAAGAGGCCGAGUUCCUCCAGAAGCUGCUCCCGGGAUACUACAUGAAUCUUCGGCAGAACCCCAGAACGUUACUACCAAAGUUUUUUGGCUUGUAUAAUUAUCAGCCCUCAGCACCCGCACUAGUAUGCGGCACUUUGCAAAGGCAACCGUCCCGCCGCUGUAAGUGUAAUGCCAAGAACAUUAGGUUAAUAGUAAUGAACAAUUUACUACCAUCAUCUAUAAAAAUGCACCAGAGAUAUGAUCUGAAGGGCUCCACCUAUAAAAGAAAGGCCAACAAAUACGAACGCUGCAAAGACUCACCGACUUUCAAAGAUCUGGACUUCAUGGAGCACCACCCCGAGGGCAUCUUGUUGGAGGCCGAGACACACAAGGCUCUCAUCAACACUAUAGCCAGGGACUGCAGGGUGCUGACGUCGUUCAAGAUCAUGGACUACUCCCUGCUGGUGGGCAUCCACAACCUGGACCUGGCAGCCAAAAAAAAGGCGCAAGAAAAAGAGAGGAGGUUAAAUGGAGGAGAAGGAGGAGGAGGGGGAGGAGGAGGAGGAGGGGGUGGAGGCGGGGAGGAUGGAGCCGGAGAGGGGGCAGAAGGAGCCAGCCUCACGCGAUCCCGCUCCAUCAACCGACACAAGUUGGUGGCCCAUUCCACUGCCAUGGAAUCCAUUCAAGCAGACUCCGAUCCAAUAGAUGAGGAGGAUCAAGUCCCUCCUGGAGGCAUUCCUGCAAGAAAUGUGAAGGGUGAACGUUUGCUGCUCUUCCUUGGUAUCAUUGACAUUCUCCAGAGUUUUCGGCUCAAGAAGAAACUGGAACACACGUUCAAGUCCAUGAUACACGACGGGGACACUAUUUCGGUGCAUCGGCCAGCCUUCUACGCCCAGAGGUUCCUCAAGUUCAUGGAGAACACUGUGUUUAAGAAGAUACCAUCACUGGAUCUUCCAGAAAUCAAAGGCGGCCACCGCAAAUUCCGAAAUCUGGUCUCCAGCUACAUAGCCCUGAGGCACUCCCCGUCGCGCCGCCGAGGUGCCUCCCUGCGUGUGAUGCGGCCCAUGUCCCAGACGGAUCCAGACCACGGCGCGGAGCCUCACGAGGGCCAAGAAGGAUCUUCAGUACGCAGUAAACGAAGUGCAAGCGUUCGAAGCAGAAGGUCUGCAGGAAGAGUGCCAGAUGGCAGUGUUAGUGCUGACGACCACCUGGGUGAGGUCGCUAUCUCCUUAUCCAUGGCCACAGGAGGGUCGACAGCCAUCACCUCCACUGCCACCACUGCCGCUGCCACUGUCACAGCCACCUCCUCCCCCGCUGUGACCAGGACCUCAGUUACCGUUACAUCUGGAGCAGCGGUGGCAACAUCAGGAGGAGGAGGCCCAGCCGCAGCUGCUGGUUUGGGGACGGGAACCCCCUCCACCCCGGUCAAUCUUCCAGCCGUGCUGCAGGACCGACCCCACUCUGGGAGGGGUCGGGUGCCUCCCCCUGUGCCUCCUCGCUCACCCCGGGGUGGCGGUGGGGCUGCUCAGGCCACCACUGCCACUUCGUCAUUUGCCCUUUCUCGAGGGACUGGUAGGGGCAGUGUAGUCACUGUAACCAGCACUCAGCCUUCGGCUAGCUCCACCCCUCCACCCCCCUGGGAGGCAGGCGCUUCCUCCUCCUCCUCGCCGAAGAUCCACGUCCGUUCUCACGUCACCACCGUCGCCAUCGAGGACCGCACUGAUGUCGUCAGAAAGGGUCAAAAGUUGCGCUUUAAGGGCCUUGCCGAGGACCCCCAAAGUGUUACUGACCCGGUGCUUGUUAGCUAUAAGGAGAUAAAAUCCACCACUUUAAGCGUGAGUGACGUGCAGUUGGAGCCCCGGCCAGACUCCAAGUCAUCGCUGGGUGUGGACACUAGCGUGGGGCCAACACCUAUGGUCCGUACCCUCACCUGGACACCCCCACUCUCUGUAGAGGGUAGUACCCCUACCUGGACUGAGGGAACCCCCAGCUUUACAGAGUCCUCCUCUAGCGGAGAUUUAGGGUGUCCCACUACUCCAGUCCGCAGUCUUAACACCACCCAGGAGUCCAACGAUAUCCUCUUCCAUGAAACAGAGAUGUGAGUUUGCACCAGACAUCCAUGUCAGUUACACUCCAAGGGCUAGACACUGGUGCCUAGAAGGCUCCUCUUUGGGCAGCUGUAGUGCCCUCUACUGCUCUCUCUGCUUCUCUUCUUCCUUCAGUGUGGUUUACCUCUGCGUGCUGUAUACAUGUAGCAAAAUGCUUCAGAUCUCACUGACCUGAAUUCUGUAGCUUGACAUUUCACAUAAUCAGACACAUACUCUGCAUUGGCCCCCCCUUCAUUGGCAUCGUAAGUCCAUGUGCAGAUGAGAUGUGGUGUUGCACAUUGGCAGUUUAAAAAAAAUAAAGGCAUCGUCUUCACUAGCCAGUGUGGCCGUCAGGUUUUCUUGGCCUACAUGUUUUGCCUCAAGAAUUCAGUGAUUCGUGGUGAUCUGUAGCAGGCGAUAAUGCACUCGAGUGUGUAAAUAUGUCCUUGAAGGUAAUGCCAGAAAUGAUUUACUUUUAUUCCAUCGUGGGGAUGAUAACCCGAGCCUUAAAUAAAGUAAAAUGGUUUAAUAUUGUGGAGAGUAUUUUGUUCUCCAUUGUUGAGUACUGUGUGCUCUCAGUUUAGACUGCUAAGCUGAUUGAUGCAUAAUACUGCAGAACUGUAAAGUAUUGUUGUAUGAAGUGUAGACAGGUAGAUAUAGUUGUUAUCUGCACUAUUCUGGAAUAGUUUGGUUUAAGGUGGACAUGAAUAUGGGGGGAAAACAUUUAAUUAUGUUGAAUAUUUUCCAUGCUGGUUAUAUGCAAUUGAUAUUAUACUUGGCAGGAUGCAAAGGUACCUAGUCCACUGAAUGUUUUUUAGUUAGCCACAGUGACAAUCUAGUUUGAUUAAAUUUACUUAAGGGAAAGGUGAGUAAGGUUAGGUAAUCAAUCAGUAGUAGGAUAUCAUGCAAUAUUUUGCCCAUCAUUUACAAUAGUUUCCCUGUAAUAAUAGGAUAAAGGAACAACUUGGUAUAGAUUCUGGGAUGGGAGUAAAUUGCUAUAAAUAAGUCCAAAACAUUUCAUUCCUUGAGCUCUUUAAACUCUCCAACCAUUGACUCAAAUCUAAGAAAAGACAUGAAACCUGUGAGGCAAAGUAGGAAUACAAGUUAGUUUUGUUUACCCUUUGAACACUUGGUUAGGAUUGUAAUGAUAUCUAUGAGAUGAUCAAGGAAGCUUGCUACACCCUCAAACAAGGUACCUUUCAUUCACUGCCUCCUUGUUACUGUACAGUAUGAUAUUAAAAGUGGUUGACAGUUAAUAGUUCUUGAUGUAUAUUGUGGUUAACUAUUUUAUAGAGCUCAAAUACAUGAUUUUGUAAGUCUCAUCCAGCGCAGCUUUUUAUGAUAAAUGGUGAUGUGUACUUUGUGCUGUGUUAAUGUCUUGUGAGGUGAUGGGUGGGUGUGGGCUGGCUGGCUAGUCUCACUCUUCCACCAGUCAUUGAAUAAUGCACUCACAACGGAUACAACAGACUUCUUGAAGCAGCUGAGGGAGACACUAGAAAGUCAGGGCGUUUGUUUGUUUCCUCUUUAGAGUUUGUUUGUAUGAUGGUGUUUCUGCAUAGUGUUCCUUCAUUAGAGUGAGUGAGAGAGUUUCUGAACAUCAUGUUGUUGUGUGCUGGGAAUUUUGCGAUGAUAAUGAGUGAUGAAGCAAAAUGUGCAAUUAGAUUUGCACUUGAUACAAGAGAGUUUUAAUAUACUACCAAAUAAUGGAUAUUAGUUAUAACUAGAAACUGAAUUGUGGAAGUCACAGUGAGAUGGGCCUCGACCACAAACAAUAGUUCAAGGUCAUGGGACCAGCUCCAAAAGAUUUUACUGCUGUUGGAGAUAUGUGCAUCAGUCCUGCAGUACCACUUCAGGACCCUGCAAAGCCCAUUCUUUACACUAUGCAAGCUUCCUUUUGUAAGCUUGAAUGACUUUCAAGCAGCUUUUGAGUGCUCCACUAGUUCUGGUUCUCCAUAGACAGUCAAAGCGAGUUUGUGGAAGGAUAAAGUUAAGUUCUGAACUUUAUCAAAAUGCAAAAAUUGCAGUGUAAUAGUUUUGCAUCUUCCAACUUUCUUGUUGAAUCAUGACAAACCUAUUGUUGGUAUUCCAUUUGUUUCUAGUGCAGAGAAUAAUAUUACACAAUAAGGAAAUAUCCCCGGAAAUAUGGGAGACGAGUUUUUGCACUUCAUGAAUGGAAUGGAAUAACAUGCAUUAAGCACACUGCAAUGAAGUUUAUGGUAUACCUUGCAAUGCCUUGUGUUUGCACAUAAUAUGAGGUGGUAGGUUCUUGUCAAGUGCUUGAAUAGUCUGUGCAUUUGCCUUGUGCAUAAUAAAGGAGAGGGAUGAACCCUCAUGCUAUUGAAUUUAAAUUUCUCUAACUUAAGCCUAUUCAUAUGGGUUCUACCUUAAGUUUCCACACAGUUUUUACCAAAUUUAAAAAAUGUAAAUUCUGACUAAGCAAGGUAUGGUCUUGUCAAGAUUUAUUAUUACUGUUCCUCGCUGUCAUGUGUGAGGAUACUUUAAACUUAACCUUACUGUAACCCUCAUGAUCUCCACAGCUUUUACUCAUAAAUGCUUUUAUGAAAGUGUGUUCCAACAAAAAUAUGCAUAUAUAGCAUCUGCAGCUACAUGGAAUCUUUUAUCUUUGCCAUCUUGAAGGAUAGACCGAUUUCACAUUGGACUGGAAAGAGCAAGUUCAGACCACGUGCCAGUCGUGAUCUGCACGGCUUUGAUUCCUUGUGACUACCCAUGUAUUUCUCAUCAUGGCCAAUAUUAGUGCUCAUCAUAACUUAAAAUGCUCAUAUAUUGCAAUUUUCCUGUCACAUGAAAUAAUUGAAUUAUUCAUCAAUAUUUAGAAAGAUUGUUCUUUCCUCCUCGUCAUUCCUCUUUGUCUUGAACACUUUACCCAUGUUUGUAUAUGGUCGCUGUAAUAUUGGGUCGCUGUUACUGCUUGUCAUUAGCUACUGAGAUUUAUAAAACAGUCCUUUUUAGAUGCCACAGAAAGUUAUCUGGGGAAAGUUGCAUUUGGUUAUAAUUGCAGGGGAGUAUAAGGUAUUAGGUAUUACUAAGAGUAUUGCGCACCCUGCAAGGAAGAGACGUAAACUUGGAGGAGGCCUUCCAGCUCAGACUGCCCAUCCCUUCACGCAAGUGUCUUGAUCGCCAGCUUAAUAUAUUAGUGUUAUAUGAAGCCGGCUAUAUCUCAGUGUACUGUAUCUCUACUGUGUUCUCGUACAUAUCUGUGUCAAUAAGAUAACUGUACGUAGCUGAGAGUAGAAACUAUGUCUACCACUCUUUUUACUUUCCCCUUCCUUUUGAAUGCCAGCGCUUGUGUGUGUUAGUCUGCGAGUGCUGUGCAAGUUGGGUUUCAAAGCAGUUAUAAAAAGCUCUUCUUGGUUAAUCUCACAUCAAUUUUUUUCUUAAGGAAUAUGACAAAUUUGAAUAAAAAAUAUAUUAUACAUUGAAGAUAUAUUUGAAAGAAAUCAUAAUGGAAUUGAAUGAAAAGCACAGUUUAAUGGAAAAUACUUCAAUAUUUUCACGCAAUGGUGAUUGCUUUAUAUAUCUGGCUCGCAUAACAAUGUGAUAACUGCACACAAUUGAAAGACUCCUAUCAUGCAUAGAAUAAGUUAAUGUAUAUUAAAUCUCACAACACAUAAAACUAUUUUUUUUACAUAUUGACUAUUAUCCUCAAAAGGAAUCCUAAACUCACCACUUCAUAAGAAUUGUCGAUAAGUUUGAUGCAAAUGGUCAGGUGGGUGCAGGGAAGGAAGGCUGCUGACUUUGUUAUUACUUGUUUCAUGAAAUGCACCAGCCACCUCACCACGAGGACAGAUCCUCCUCAACUUACAAUAGGAUUAGCCUGCGAGAAAUUCAUCUCAAGCCAAAAGUAUUGCAAGUUCACAACUACCAAACUUUAUAACCUGGCACAGGCUCAGGACACAUACACAGACCAUAUCAUCUGACACAAAGCAAUAAGGUACUUGAAAAAAUUGAUCAAAAUUCAUAAUCUUGUGUAUGGAUUCUACAGAGUCCUAUUGCUAUCACACCCAUGAAAAGCAGAAAAAGUUGUAAAUCGAGGAGUUUCUGCGUAUGGAGGGACCGUCAAGUAGGAUGAACAAAGUAUGCUGAGAGAUAGAGGGAUAGAGAGAGUAUGUGUGUGUGUGUGUGUGUGUGUGUAUAAUGGAAGGUAGAGACAUUGCCACCAUAACUGUGCAUUAAUCUAAAGUAGCAUAAGCUAUAUUAGCAUAAUAAGUAAACCUGUAUGCAAGUUUGAAUGCAUGUUACUGCCAAAGUUUUUAUUUAAGAGAAAAGUCUUAGAAUAUCAGAUGAUGGUAAAUGCUGCUUCACCUGUUCAACUUAAUUUUCAUUAGGGAUCAGUUCCGGCUUCCAAGCCAUGCGUCAUAAAUUUGUGAGUGCCUGAUAUGUUGAAUUAAUCUGGAUCCUGGAGAUGGUGUAGUCGAUGGUGGUCGUCUUCAGGUUGAUAUAGCGUAUAACUAAGUUUUAAAUGUGUAAUGUAAACAGCUGUUUCUGUAUUAAGUAGUUUUAUUAUUAACUUUUUCUAUGAAAAAGUACAAUGUCCCCGUGAACCACAACUUUGGUGUGGUUGGGAGAGUUAAAAGUAUGAAUGUUCUUCUAGACAAUGACUGUGUUGCUUUACAUAUCUCCUGUGAUUGGACUAGUGAUGCCAAGGCAAUAAAAAUGUACUCAUUUUACCCACUGCUUGAGUGAUUGUUGACCUGCAAAAGAAGGUUGAUUGGGCCAGGUGUGCGAGCCUCACAGGAAGCCUCGUCAAGGGUUGACCUCAGCCAAGUUUGGGUUUUCACUGUUUUCUUUAACUUGUCUCAUGAGAUGAUAAACUUGUCAGUAAUGUGACAAGCGGUAAAAUAAGAAAAAAAUAUUGGAAGCUUUCUAUCAAGCACUUGGGUCACAUGAUUUACACUCUGUAGCCUGUUAUCUGCCUAAUUGAAACUGAAUAUCUGCAGUAUUAUGACGGUUAAUUUCCUCAGAAAAAGUCAGUUUUUCCUGUUCUGGAUUAAUUUGCAACAUAUACCGUACUGUACAUUAUUUUUCCUUCCAUUAGUGCUAAGAAAUGAGGUAUUCAUUUUCUGCCAAGCUAAAUUUUAUUUUAGAUACUGGAAUAAAUCAUGUGAGAUGGCCCCAACCCCCACGAGUUCAGUAAACUUCCUUCUUUACACCAAGUUAAUGAUUUGCAUGUGACCAAGUUCUCUGUAUUCUUCUGGAUUGAGAAUUUAAUUGUCAUGCAGUAAGUGAGAGGCACCCACAGCCAUGACUUAGCCCAUCACCUCCUCCAAUAAAUCAUAGGCCUUUAUUAUUUCAUAAUUCAAACACUAAUUUGUACUUUUAAAAGUGCCAUUUAAUGCAGCAAUAACAUUAUGCACCUGAUUUCUCAUCUCAUUGAAGGCUUGCCUUAUGAAAAUCAAUUACAUUGCAUUGACUCCAUUGUCCCACAUCACAUUAAAGUUGUAUGCACAUUCCUGUUACUAAGGAAGGCCGGCCAGUCCCCAGGAAACCAUGGCUGCCUUGAGUGUAGUUAUUGGUUAUGGUAAUGUGGUAAAUACCUGGAAGGAUAAAACAAGUUGACUUUAUGGUCAUAAAAUAACAUGAUGUAAAGAACAGCAUCAAAAAAUUUUAUCAUUAGCCUUGGACGACAUAUUUACCAGUUUUUUGUGGCUCAAAGGCCGGCAACUGUCAUCUUGUGAUAGUUUAAAUUGGUAUAAAAAAAUCACAUAUUUCAAUGAAAGCAGUUUAUUUUAUAUUCAAAUCAAAAUAUAAUAAUAAUAAUAUGUAAAAUUUAUGAAAAGAAAUAUUAAUUUUUAUUUAAAAAAAAUGCGUAUACAAAAAGUAUCUGAGGUUCUUUGGAACUUUAUUAAGCAUUGACAAGUGAUAGUAGGAGGAGGAAGAUAGGAUGGUCUGUGUUCCGUAGAUUGUGUUCUACUGGUGUGUAAUUUGAUGGCAGGUAGACAAUGUUUAAAAGCAUUCCAAUCCACACCUCUCUUCUUUUACAUUUUGUGGUUAUCAUAGAAUGGGUCCCUUCAUUAGUAGUAGUCUCUGUAGGUGCAAUAUAUGAAGCUACAUUUUAUAACUUGACUACUUGAUUUCAUGCUUGUGAUAAUAAAUUGUUGGGUCUCUUUCCAUUGUUAAAUAUGUUUGUACUUAAUGGGGGGCAAAAAUUGGUAUAUCAUCUGCACCUGGCAUUUAAGUUUGUUAUUAUGGCACUGGUCCAGGUGAGGUGAAGGUGGGAUGUGAUGCUAAGAUGAAGUAACAUGGAAAAAGUGGGUUCCAACAAUCUGGUUAGAAUCACAUCCAACUUUGGUCAUAAUUCUCAAACGUCUUCCUUUAUGGCUGUAAUAUCACCCUCCUCCUGCUCCUCCAACUUCAAAGUUCCUUGUGUUGGAGAAACUGUUGAGAAUCUAUCAGUGCGACUAAUUCAGUGAAGCUUAAUUGGAGUUCAACUAUUCUCAAGUGUCAAUUCAAAACACGUGCUCAUGGCCACCUUCACUAAAUUGAACCUAACUCACAGGCUUAAUAUGAUGCCACAAUCUUGCUGACUUGCUCGUCAUGUCCAUUUCCCAAAACAAGGAAUAAUCAUAGUAUUUAGCCAUGUAGGAUAAGAUGGUCUUGCAUAAACUAGCCAGUUACCCUUGACUAGAGAAGUGUACAGAGUUAAGCCUCAUGUGUCAGCCAACAAGACUGCUUCUGGCUGGGUAACAGUUCACCAGGUAAAUACAUAUAUAUUUUUUUUAUUUAUUCUUUUCCCACUUAUGAGUGAUAGAUGGAGAUGUUGUCUGUGUAUGUGUCAAGUUUGUCCUACUACAUUGUCCAGAAAUCUUGUUUGUCUUGUGAUAAUGCCACUUGUUUGUAAAAUGAUAGAAUCUUAAUCUGAAGUAAACAGAAAUGUGGAUGC